Ceratitis capitata (Mediterranean fruit fly) is the source of this 5428-nucleotide messenger RNA. RefSeq names its product BTB/POZ domain-containing protein 7. Gene Ontology annotation, biological process: morphogenesis of a branching epithelium. The coding region runs from base 736 to 3816 and encodes 1026 amino acids. The transcript has 5 exons. The record is from RefSeq and is a predicted model, not a curated record. Lineage: Eukaryota; Metazoa; Arthropoda; Insecta; Diptera; Tephritidae. Gene Ontology annotation, molecular function: protein binding.
UUGCGUCUAGAAAAAAAGAUUGUUUUUAUUGAAAAGUGAAAAAUUCCAAUAAGAAAUAUAUUUGUAAUUGUCGUCGUGGUCGCUAAAGUUUCGUUCGCGUUCUUCUUCGUUUUCUACAUUCGAUUUGAGCUAGAUAUUUUUACUUCAUAAUACGAAUUGAAAUUUCCAUUAGUUUUCCAUCAAAAAGGUGAGAAAGUGAACGACGAAUCUUUAAAUACGAUAUGUAUCAAGUUGAAUAUAUUGGAUUUAAUGCUGAUGUUAAUAAAAUAAUAAAUUUGAGCAUUUUAAUUACUUGAGUAAACUGGUACAUGAAGCUAAACAAUUUUCAAUACGUAUAUACAUACAUAUGUACAUAUAUCGAAUUGAGUAGUUGUUCAUUUGCAUUUCAUGAACACAUCGGAGUAAAGAAGCAGACAUUAAAUGUAGAUGUAACAGCUGCAUCUGCAUACAAGUAAAAAAGCUGUAGUGACAGUGCGAAGGCAUUUGAUGCAGCGUCAAGAGAAGCUUCGGAGGACAGCAAUAUGCUAAAGUAAAGGGAGGAGAAUCCUCUCCUAGUGUGUGUAUGCAGAUGACUUGCCCUAUUAAUUGAAAAUAUUCGUAUCGAAUCAUACUCAUGAACAAACGGUGGUGAGGAAUUUGUGUUAAAGAUUGCUGUGGUGCAUGCCAGCCCUUAGCACGUGGUACAUGAAAACUUGAUUAUACUUCAACUCGCUUUCACUCCAUUUGCUGAUAAAAAUGGGCGCGACCGCUUCGACCAGCGGCUAUCAAAUGCCAGCCGUAACCAGCAAUAGUGGGGGAGGUAGUUCUGGUUUAUUGCUGCCGUCCUCAACCGCUAUGUCAGCCAGUUCUUCUGGCAGUGGCGGUGGCCCGGGUGGCAGCUCAUCAGCUAUGAAUGCGACAGGCGUUGGCGUUCCUCAUUUCCGGGAGCAGCGGCGAAAGCGAGUAACCGGAUUUGCAACGCUUAAAAGGAAAUUCAUACGUCGCCGACGCUCUUCAAAAGCCUGUGAUCAUGCGCGUGUCCUUCGGGAUUUUGUAUCCGAUUGGACGCCAUUAGAGUUGGCGGCGUUGUGUGAAGAAUAUGAAGCAUUGGCGGCGCUAAGGGACUUAUCGGUGCAGGCGGAAUUGGCGCGGCCACCCGCAACAACAUUCAAGCAGGACUUAGCUGCAAUUUAUGAGAUGAAAACUUGCACAGACUGUGACCUUGUGUUUCGCGGCACUAUAUUUCCGGUGCAUAGAUCUAUACUAUCAUCUCGUUGUUCGUAUUUUCGAGAUUUGUUGGCGGGUUGUCCGGGUUUUGGUGCGCGUAUUUGUCUCGAACUGCCAACCUCGCCCAUCGAUGUGCAGAUGUUCUCAUCGUUAUUGCGUUACCUGUACACGGGCGAUCUAUGUCCACAUGACCCAUCUAUUGACAUCGGCUUGUUGCGGCAGUUGAGCGAUGAUUUUGGCACACCAAAUCCGUUGGAGCACGAUCUGCGAUAUUUGCUUGAGACGGGUGAUUAUGCAGAUGCCGCAUUAGUGUUCACAGUUGAGGGCAAUGAUUAUCAUCGGCCCGAUUCAGGUAGUUCUGAGUAUGGUUUUAGGCCAAAAUUGGAGUUGCCUUGUCACAAGGCUAUUCUUAGCGCUCGCUCGCCAUUCUUUCGUAAUCUCAUAGCACGUCGAACGCGCAACAUUGAUGAAUAUACGGAACGAGCAUUGCAUGUGCCAACGCGAAUUGUGCUAGAUGAGACGGUGAUACCGAAGAGAUAUGCGCGGGUGCUAUUACAUGCCAUUUAUCUGGAUACAGUCGAUUUGACACUUAUAUUACGUGGUGCUGGAUCUGGUAAUUCGGCAGGAUCUUUGGGUGAGGUGCAUGCGUUGACGAAUACCGGACGUGCGCGUCCUACACCUUUGGAGGAGGCUAUGGAGCUUUACCAAAUCGGCAGGUUUCUCGAAUUAGACAUUUUAGCGCAAGGUUGCGAGGAUUUGAUACUUGAGUGGCUAACGUUGGACACACUGCCCACGGUAUUGAGGUGGGGCUCGCAGGCCCACGGUUCGGCUUGGGUAUAUCGACAAGCAUGUCAAUAUCUACGAGAAGAAUUUUCAGCAGUUAUUGCGUCACCGGUGCUGCACCAGCUCGAUAAAUCUCAGUUGAUACAUGUGUUGCAAAGCAACUUUCUGCAGGCAUCAGAGCUCGAGGUACUGCAAGCUGUGCUUAAAUGGGGCGAGCAGGAGCUCAUCCGACGUAUGGAAGAUCGCGAACCAAAUAUCGUGUCGCACACAGCACACUCCGUUACAAGAAAGGGCGUGAAAAAGCGAGAUCUUAGCGAUGUUGAAUUGCGAGAGAUUCUAUCGGAAUUGCUGCCAUUAGUUCGUAUGGACCAUGUUUUGCCGCCCAAUAGCGAAGUGCUCGCACAGGCUAUACGACGUGGCUUGGUGAGUACGCCACCUUCGCAUAUGAUUAGCGAUGAUAGAGAAAACUUGCGAGUCAACGCUUGGAUACGUGGCGGCAAAAACCAAGGUCUCUUUGUAAGGCCACGUCUUUUCAUGCCGUAUUUUGAAGAAGUGAAAGUUUUACUCGAGGAUAGAAUGGCGUCUUCCCAUCACCAGGCUGAACUAAUGCGCAUGCGACGGUCACGCCAUCUGCCCGACAUACCGGAUACCUUGUACAUGGUGUCUCGCAUAAGCGCAGCUAAAAAACCAACCGUUCCGACAGCAGCUGCAGUAACAGGUAAAGAGAGUGUUAACAUUUUGGCUGCGGCAGCGGCUAUACCGCCACCUGACACACAAACAUUGGCCGCAUUGCUGAAGCGAGAGCAUAAAUUACACCAAUCACCAAUGUGCCAGCGUGCACUGCUAUUGCCGCUCUCGUCCAAGCACGAAAUCGAUCGACAGAUACGUUUGCGUGUGGUGCGUGAAUUCAAUCUGCCUGAUGCAGUGUCAGACCUGUUGGAGACGUCGUUACUAAGCAAGCAAAAUGCUGCAAAUGCAGCCGCUGCGUCAGCUGCUGCCGCUGUAACAAGUGUUGCAGAAGACUCUGGCAUCACAUCUACUACUCAAACUGAUCCAGCACUCAUUGAAGAUGAAGACCAAACGCCACCACCAUCCCCAGCUGCAGCAGGAUCUGUGCCACGACUCACUGUCACUGGAGGCUUCCUAUCGACAUCCGUUGGUUCAUCGGCAGCAUCAUCUACGUGUGGCGGAGAGGGCAUACAACCCUGUUAUAGUCGAAACUUAACAUUCCCUCGUCAGCAUCCUGGCGGUUUACUUGGUUUAGGAAGCAGUGUAGGUAUAGGUAUGCUGACAAAUGUCGGUGGUGGCGGCAGUGGGGUACUUCAAGCGAAUUACGCUCGCUUAUCGGCCUCCGUGCAUCAUCGAAACGAUUUACCUGCGUUAAUUACAGAAGGGGAUUAUAGAUUUCCACAUGGCAGCGCUUUAGGCAUAAACGUAGGUGCUGAGGCCGGUGGCGCAGUCGGCUGUGGAGAUGGUGGCAACGGUGGCCAUUUAUCGGACAUGAUGCCCGAUGUAGCCAUGGCGACAGCAUCAUUGGGACAACUACAUUUGGCGAAUAGCGCCAGUAACAGCAACAGUGGUGACAUGCAUGAAAGUUUGCAACUCGAUUUGGGUGACGGAUCAAGUCAUUUAAUGGGUAGUGGCGCGCCUGGCGCUGUUGUACCGAUGGGCUUACGCGGCUUACAGCAUCAACUGCCGCCAAGCAAUUAUCACCACUUCAUGCAACGCUCAAAUUCACCAUUCGAUAUGCUGCGCCAAGGGCAGCAUUCACCGGCACCGCAUCCACCACCUGGGAGCUACAAUUCAGGGCCGCCCAGAUUCUUAUAGAGUUUGCGAGUGGCCCCUGAUCAGGGCCUUUAUUUUAGCAUGCCUUUUUGAGGAACACAUUAAAAUUUAUCCAAAAUUACGUUGCGGGCAUAAUUUUAUGAAAACACGGCACCGCGCAUAUUGAAACUUGCUCUUAGGAUAACCAACCGAAAUACAUACAUAUAUAUUUAAACAAAUAAUUGGCGAUUUAUACUAUUAGCCAUUUUCGGGUGACCUCCUUCUGCUCUUCUUGGUGUUUAUCCAAACAAUGGAGGGACCUACAACUUUAUGCCGCGAACGGCUAAUGGAUUUUAAUGAGGAGUGAUCCCCAUAGUAGCACGUACUGCUACAAUUUUUCUACGGCGAUCGCCAUUGCAUGCAAAUUCAUACAGCCAAUUUCAUCAGUUACUUUUGAGUGGCGCAGUUUACAGCAGAGGAUCAACUACAAAAAAUUGCCUCAGUGCUGGAUAUUAUUUUGUAUUGGGAUUUUUUCAUUUACAAAAUUUCGCAUAUCAAUUUGAUAAUAACUACGAGGCGGAGCACAAUGAUUGCCACCGAAUGCAGUUUCCAUAUGCGUAAUUCUAUUAGUAGAAAGUAUUAUGUGGGAGCCCGUGCCAAAAUCCUGUUUAUAUGAUAUUGCACUCAAAAUUCAAAUAAAAGCUAAAAUAAGGGACAAACAUAAUGAAAUGAAGUAAAGUUACACAAUGAAAGAAAAUAAGACAUUACACUCGCACAUAAAAUAAUUAAAAUAAUUUUUAGCCCAGUGUCAGAUGGCAAGAGGAGUAAUCAGCGGAAAGGUGCUACGUUACAUCCUUUCAUUGUAAAGUAAUGUAAUAAAAUGCAAAGAUAGGUAGGAAAAAGAAGGGAGUACAGUGGCAAAUACCGAUUGCAUAUAAAUAUUUAAUUAAAAAACUAAAGUUGUUAGCAAACAAAACCCGUUAAAAUGUGUGGAUAUAUGUAUAUACAAAUUAAAAAUAUCUGAACUUGCGUAUACACACUCAAGUAUUAAAUUAUUUAGGUUCGAAAUAUUAAUAGCAUACGUACAAUUGUAUAAUAUAUAUAUAUAUAUAAACAAGCAGUUAGAUAAACACCUUUUUUCCUUUAGGUAAAAAAGAAACAUACACAGAAAGCGUUUGUUUCUUGCGGUGCAAGCGAAUCAUAAAUAUUUUGAGUCUGCGAAAAAUUUAGCAGGAAACCGCAACUGUUAAUGAAUAUUCUAAAAAAUCGUUAAGAAGUAAAUUAAAUUAAUAAUUUGUCAACAAAUAAUAAUUUAAAUAAAAUAGAUAUUAUGCAUUUGUAUGCGCGUCAACCGUCAAAUAUUUCAUUUAAUUUUCCAUCAACUCUCAGUUUGGAUUAGUUGUCAUAUAUUACAUCGCUUUCAAAUUGAAACAUGCAUUUUAGAUCUGUCCAAAGUUCAGCUCGGACAUUUUUUUUUUUUUUUUACUAAUUUUCACCCCUCGCGCUUGUUCUUCAUUGUGAGAUCUCGAAAUGAAAUCAUCGGUCAAGUAAUAGAACAAUCAAAACUCCUUUCUUAUUUCAUAUACGUCAUGUGCAUCUACAAUAAUUAUUUCGAAUGAUUUUGUCCAAUAUAUAUAUAUACAUAUAUAAAUAUAAAUUAUUUUUAAAUUGGAUU